Messenger RNA from Pocillopora verrucosa, 2206 nucleotides. The record is from RefSeq and is a predicted model, not a curated record. NCBI's taxonomy places the organism in Eukaryota, Metazoa, Cnidaria, Anthozoa, Scleractinia, Pocilloporidae.
GAUCGACAUUCUAAAGGUUACUCAGUUCCAGAGGUGGAUAUCCAACAGAAUUAUACAUUGAUUUCACUUGAAGAGAGAAACGGAAAAACUGUUAUGAGUUUCAAAAGAAUGUUUGACACGUGUGAUCCACAGGACAACAAGAUUGAGGCUGGAACUACAAAAGUGAUUUAUGCCUACCACAUGGAUGACCCAACCUCAGAAGAAGAAAUAGCCCCGCACAAGAUAGGACACAAGGGAUCAAGGAGUCUGUUGUUGCUAAACAGCCUUGAAACAAUACCGACCUUACCACCAGAUACUGAGACAUUCGAUAUACGACAUAACGAGACCGCUGUUCCAACUGAACGAACGAGCUACAUAUGCAGAGCAUUUGAGAUUCCAAAAGUUAACGAAACGCAUCACAUUGUUAUGGUUGAGCCAGUAAUUCAAGCGGGUCAUGAGGGCAUCGUACAUCACAUGUUAUUGUACGAGUGUAGCGAUCACUACCCAACACAACUCUUGAAUUAUACCGGCGCGUGUUAUAGCUCUAACAUGCCUCCCCCUGGGAGAGAGUGCGCAGGAGUAUCAACAAUUGCUGCAUGGGCUAUUGGUGGAAAGGAAUUUUAUUAUCCCGAGAAUGCUGGAUUUCCGAUAGGAAAAGCUGACAGCCCUAAAGUCGUCAUGUUAGAAAUACAUUAUGACAAUCCUGAGAAAAAAGAAGGACUGAAUGACAGCUCUGGCCUAAGGUUCUAUCACACAAAGCAACUCAGACAGUAUGAUGCAGGGGUGCUGAUGGUUGGAGAAGGGGUUUCAAGGUCCAUGAUUAUCCCACCAAAACAGAAUGCUUGGCAGUCGGAUGGUUUCUGCCUCAAAGAGUGCCUGAAGGAGGGAAUGAAAGACUCCAAACUGCCAAAAGGAGGAAUAAAUGUGUUUGCUGUUUUGUUGCAUACGCAUCUGACGGGCCGCAAAACCUGGGUUCGUCACGUGAGAGGUGAUGUGGAGUUACGAGAAAUAGCUCGAGAUGAUCAUUAUGAUUUUAACUUUCAGGAGUAUCACUCAUUGAGGAAGGAGGUUCACAUUGCUUCGGGAGAUUCGUUGAUUAAUGUUUGCAUUUAUAACACUGAGGACCGACAGACAAAAACAGUGGGUGGACUUUCUACAACUGAUGAAAUGUGCUUGUCAUUUCUGAUGUAUUAUCCCAAAGUUAACCUCACAAAGUGUGUGUCCGUGGACUACAGCGCUUACCAAUCAUGGGAAACGGCGUAUAACAAAGGUGGCGAUCAAGCACAACUCAGCUUCUGGACAAACGCAGUCAACAAUGGCUUGAGGGAUGCUUACCAGGGUUCCAAGAAGGCGUUUGCAAUCUGCCAAGCGCGCGCGCAUCUACCAAUACAAGGCGUUGACAGGGAACAACAUUCAAAGCCAAUAAUCAAUAGUCCCUAUAAACCAGAAGUGGUUUGCCCUUCAGCACGACCGCCAUCAACAAGACCGACCACUUCGAAAAACGUUGCCAUAGACAACAGAGGUGCUACAAGUUACCUACUGCUUCUCUCUACAUACAUAUACCUGGCAGCCUUUGCUGAACUCUAGAUCUCUUGGUACUUUGGCAGAAAAAACUUUGUUACCCGAAUUCGAGUAACAUAUCGCAUAAAGCCAAAUCAAAACGAGAUGACUGUGUUUGACAGCUUUAAAUGAUAUAUACGUAGUGUGCGUUAAUUAGUUCGGAACUGAACUGGUCAACAUUUAACGUCGGGGAGGAGGGGGGAGGAGAGGGAGGGAGAGGAUUCUGGUUGUGUCGCAAAAAAAUUAACUGAUCCGCUAAAAGGUUCUGUAACAUUUAUAAUCCCUCUUAUUGGCAGUUAAUAUUGUCAGUCAAUUAUACCCCCCACCCCCUUCGCACUAUGUCGGAAACGACUUAUCCCCAAAGAAUCCUCCCUCCCGCCCCCUCCCCCUGAGUGAUUAAAAGUGACUAGUUCCUUUCAAGUGAUAAAUAGCAGCGUUCAGCAUUUAGCAUUUAGCAUUCAGCAUUCAGUAUUCAGCAUUCAGCAUUCAGCAUUCAGCAUUCAGCAUUUAACACUUAGCACUUAGCACUUAGCAUUUAGCAUUUAGCAUUCAGCAUUUAGUUUUCAGUCUUCGGCGUUUAGCAUUUAGCAUUCAGCAUUCAGCAUUCAGCAUUCAACAUUCAGCAUUUAGCAUUUAGCAUUUAGCAUUCAGCAUUCAGCAUUCAGCA